AUGGUUGAAGAGAAGGUUGUCGUUUUUAGUGGAAAGAAGGGAAGUACUUCUUCUCCCUGGUUCAAAGAAGUGGAAAUUGAUGAAAAUAAAACUACCUCUCAAUGUGACUCUUCCAUCAUUUCAGGAUGGUUCUCUGAAAUCAAUCCCAUGUGGCCCGGAGAGGCACACUAUUUGAAGGUAGAGAAAAUCUUAUUUCAGGGCAAGUCCCUUUACCAAGAUAUCAUGGUAUUCCAGUCAUCUACAUAUGGCAAGGCUUUUGUGUUGGAUGGGUUGCUUCAACUUACUGAAAGGGAUGAAUGUGCAUACCAAGAAAUGAUCACUCACCUGCCUCUGUGUUCAAUCCCCAAACCAAAGAAGGUGUUGGUCACUGGGGGAGGUGAUGGUGGGAUUCUUCGAGAACUGUCUCGCCAUGCUUCUGUAGAGCAGAUUGACAUUUGUGAAAUCGACACCAUGGUUGUCAAUGUUUACAAGCAAUUUUUCCCUGAUAUAGCUGUAGGCUAUGAGGAUCCUCGUAUUACACUUCACGUUGGUGAUGGGACUGCCUUUCUCAAAUCUGUUCCUCCAGGAACUUAUGAUGUGAUUAUCGUGGAUUCUUGUGAUCCUAUUGUACCAACCCAAGAGCUUUUUGAUAAGCCAUUUUACGAGUUAGUUGCCAAAGCCCUUCGGCCUGGUGGAGUGGUUUGCACGCAGGCUGAAAGCAUAUGGCUGCAUGCGCAGAUUAUUGAAGAUACUGUUACUGUAUGCCGUCAAGUAUUCAAAGGCUCUGUAAACUAUGCAUGGACUUCUGUACCCACUUACCAAAGUGGGGUAAUUGGUUUCAUGCUCUGCUCAACCGAGGGCCCGGCAGUUGAUUUCAAGUGUCCGGUGAAUCGUAUUGAAGCCAUUGAUGGAGCUAACAGUGUUGCAAAACACCCCUUAAAAUUUUACAACUCAGAGAUUCAUUCAGCUGCAUUUUGCUUGCCAUCUUUUGCAAAAAGGGUAAUCACCACCAAAACUGAGAUUAACAACAACUAA
This is a messenger RNA of Amborella trichopoda, 1014 nucleotides long. RefSeq names its product spermidine synthase. NCBI's taxonomy places the organism in Eukaryota, Viridiplantae, Streptophyta, Magnoliopsida, Amborellales, Amborellaceae. The record is from RefSeq and is a predicted model, not a curated record. Gene Ontology annotation, molecular function: spermidine synthase activity. Gene Ontology annotation, biological process: spermidine biosynthetic process. Gene Ontology annotation, cellular component: cytosol.